GCCGCCUCUUCUGCCGCCGCCCGAUACGACGGCGCCGGGCUCGGCGCUCAUGUGCCGGCUGCAGUACCUGGCAGACGGGGACCCAUUUUCGUGCGCCGCCUUCCCGGAACCGCGCCGCCCGCCCGUGCAGCCUGUCCUGGAGGCGCUGCCGCUCGCCGCCCAAGUGCCCGCCUUCCACCGCCUGUUGGGCGCGCCGAUGCCGCUGGAAGACUGUGCUGUGCAGGUCCUGCCUUCAGGGCAUUACCUGGACCUUGAGCUUUCACUGCUGGAGCAGAAAGAUGAACUGGAGGGGUUCUAUGAAGACAUCAGCAAAGGGAGGCGGCCCAUCCUGCUUCUGCGCACGCAGCUCUCCGUCCGCGUGCAGGUGAUCCUUGAGAAGCUGUACAGCUCCAAGGGCCCCGAGCUGCGGCGCUCCCUCUUCUCCUUGAAGCAGCUCUUUCAGGAGGAUAAGGACCUGGUGCCGGAAUUUGUGAGCUUGGAGGGCCUGACGUGCCUCAUCACUGUGGGGGCUGAGGCCGACCAGAACUACCAGAACUACAUUCUCCGUGCCCUUGGCCAGAUCAUGCUCUUCGUGGACGGCAUGACAGGUGUGAUCCAGCACAGUGAGACCGUGCAGUGGCUCUACUCACUUUGCGGCAGCCUGUACCGCUUGGUGGUGAAGAUGGCCUUGAAGCUGCUGCUGGUCUUUGUGGAGUACGCGGAGUCCAACGCCCAGCUGCUCAUCCAGGCCGUCCUCACAGAGGAGCAGGCCAGAGGGAGGCUUCCGUGGUCGCGCCUCAUGGCUCUCCUGGAGCAGAAGAACGGGGCUGACAGGGAGCUGCAGGUGUUUGCCAUGACACUCAUCAACAAGACGCUGGCCGCCCUCCCGGACCAGGACUCCUUCUACGACGUGACCGACUGCCUGGAGCAGCAGGGCAUGGAGUGCAUUGUCGAGCAGCUGCUGGCCCAGAAGGGCCUCGACCCAGAUCUGAGGCAGCAGCUGGCCGUCUACGAGACGGCCCUCAAGUUCGAGGACUGCGUCGAGGAGCCCCCAUCCGGCCCGCGGAGCAAGGAGCGCAGAAGGGGCGCGGAGGGCCCACGGGGGCCACAGCGGUCGGUGUGUUGUGUGGUGGCCCAGGAGGAUGCCUGGAGAGCCGCAGAGGCCGAGGCCCAGCAGCCCAGUCCCGCUCCCGUUCUCACUCCAGUGCUGGGCCCUGCCGCGGAGAGCCUCGACGACCGGCCCGGCUCGCGGAGCACGUUCAGCAGCGCUUCCGAGGUGCAGCUCUCAGUGCCCCCGGGCGAGGGCGGGGAGCAGCUGGCCGGCCUGGGCGAGAGGAGCAUCUACAAAGCCCGUUUCCUGGAAAACCUUGCUGCAUCCCAGAAGGAAAAGAUGGUGGCCAUCUCCAAGGGGCGGGCAGGGAUCCUGGCGGAAGUGGCUUCAGGAGCAGAGCCAGGUGCCCCAGAGAGAUGGAGCAAUGACCAGAAGGAGCCCAGCUCCGGGCCAGCCUUGACUGGGGUCUGCAGCGGCCAGGUCAUGGGGGUGCCGGCAGCCCAGGAGGCCUCCAGCAGCCGCCCCGUGGGUCCCUGCAGCAGCAUCGCGGGGAGUGUUCUGCCCCAAGGGGGCACAGAGCCCUGCGGCGGCACUGCUUCUGGGGAGAUGCCGAACCAUCACGGUGAGACGGAGGUGGGGAGGGGGCCUUCCCCCCCCGCAGAGGCCCAGAGCAAGGCGGGCUGGGCCAAGCAGGGCAGCUGUCCAGGCCAGAGGUUGGAGGACCUGCCCGACUUGCGGGGCCACUCACUGCAGUCCCAGCUCAGCACUGAGGCCAAGGCCGGCCUGGAGAGAGCCCUCGCGUCGCCAUUCCAGAAGGAUGCUGGGCUGGGGGCGGACCUGCUGGCCCCCCCCCCUAAACUCCUCAGGAUCCGAGACCUGGACUUCUCUGACCUGGGUGAGGAGGAUGACGACGACCUUCUUGAUGCGGGGCCAGCGGGGCCUGCAGCCGCUCCCCUCCUCCCUGGCUGCCCCCCUGCCCCCCCUCCCCUGCCGGGGCCCCCGCCCCCGCCCCCGCCCCCUCCCGGUGCUGUCCCUCCGAUGCUCCCCCUGGGCUGCCCACCUCCCAGCACGCUCCACCCGUCUCCGGAGCAGGCCCAGGGGAAGAAGAAGAAGACUGUCCGGCUCUUCUGGAAGGAGCUCGUGGGCGUUGGCGGCCCGGCCGGCGGUGGGGCCAGCUGCUUUGGGCCAGCCACACUGUGGGCCUCCCUGGAGAGGGUCGAGGUGGACACGGCCAAGCUGGAGCAUCUGUUCGAGUCCCGUGCAAAGGAGGUGCUGAGCUCCAAGAAAGCUGCGGAUGCAAAGAAGCUUGUGGUGGUCCUGGACCCCAAGAGGAGCAACGCCAUCAACAUCGGGCUGACGGUGCUGCCCCCGAUCCCUGUCAUCAAGGCGGCCAUCAGCAACUUCGACGAGUUCGCCAUUGGCAAGGAAGGGAUCGAGAAGAUCCUGGCCAUGGUUCCCACGGAGGAGGAGAAGCAGCGGAUCCAGGAGGCGCAGCUGGCCCACCCCGGCAUCCCCCUGGGCUCCGCUGAGCAGUUCCUCCUGGCGCUCUCCUCAGUCCCCGAGCUCAGCGCCCGACUCCAGCUGUGGGCAUUCAAGCUGGACUACGACACCAUGGAGCAGGAAAUUGCAGAGCCUCUCUUUGACCUGAAAGUUGGGAUGGAGCAGCUGGCCCAGAACCGGACCUUCAAGUGUGUCCUCGCCACUCUCCUGGCCAUGGGCAACUUCCUGAACGGCUCCCAGAGCCGAGGGUUCGAGCUGAGUUACCUGGCGAAGGUCUCGGAGGUGAAGGACACAGUGCGCCGACAGACGCUGCUGCACCAUCUGUGCCACCAUGUGGUGGAUAAGUUCCCCGACACGACGGACCUCUACUCGGAGAUCGCCGCCCUCAUGCGCUCUGCUAAGGUCGAUUUCGAUGCGCUGGCCGAAGGGCUGCUUCAGCUCGACCAGCGCUGCAAGGCCUCCUGGGAAAGCCUGAAGGCCAUCAUGAAGCACGACACCAAGCCUGGGCUGAAGGGCAAGCUGGUGGACUUCCUGCAGGGCUGCACCCAGAAGAUCGUCAUUCUGAAGGUGGUGCACAGGCGGGUCCUGAACAGCAGGUUCCGCGCCUUCCUCCUGUACCUCGGCUAUGACCAGCACUCAGCGCAAGACGUCAAGGUCACGGUCUUCUGCCAAACCCUGCGGGAGUUUGCGCUGGAGUACCGCACCUGCCGGGAGCGCGUCCUGCAGCAGCAGAAGAAGCGGGCAGCCUGUCGGGAACGGAACAAGACCCGCGGCCGGCUGAUCACAGAGCUGGAGAAGUUUGCCACUGUUUGCCCUCCGGAGGAUGCUUCCAGCUGUGCUCCAGCCGUGCUCACUGCCAGCCCAGAGCGGGCGGACGGCACGGACCACAGCAGCAUGGCCAGCGUGCUUGCCUCCCCUGCCACCGAGCCCUCUGCCCGCCGUUCCCGGGGUGGCAAAGGAGCCAGCAGGCUGAGCCCGCCCAGCGCGCCCCCCACCCCGCCAGAGGACACGGCGGGCUCUCCUGAAGAUGCCUCUGAGGAGAUCAUGGACCGCCUGGCCAGGUCUGUCACGCAGAGCACGCCGCCACGGCCAGGUGCAGGGAGGCUGCGCAAGCGCUCCCGAGUGAGCCGAAAAUCCCUGCGGCGGACCCUGAAGAGCGGCCUGAGCGAUGAGCUGGUGCAGGCCUUGGGCCUGGAGCAGGCGGCCGGAGUGGCGGUGUGACCGCGCGGAGGGGCUGGACAACGCUGCUCGUGCCCGCGGGGCUGAGCUGGAGGAGCCCUCGGGAGCUGGCGGCCAGGAGGCGGCCAGUUCAGGACGUGAGUCCCCCAGGCGCCUGGAGCCGCCCCGCCUCGCGAAAGGGCCCUGCUGGCCAGUGGCACUGCCGCACCUGCGUGUGUGUGUGCGUGCGCGCACACGCUUCAGCGCCUUCUGCCCAGCGCCUGUCCGAGGAGUCGGAGUCCACGGCCCUUCUGCAGGGCCUGCCAUGGCUGCAGCGGAGGAAGCCACCCUGACCCUUUGCCGCCAGCCUGCCCGCCCGGAGGAAGAAGGAAGGCCCUUGGCUCCCGGCCGGGAACGGGCCGUCGCUGCGAAGGGAGCCCCCCGGCCACAGGCCUGGGCGGGCGGGACGUGCUGAAGACCGCUUUCCCAGCCAACGGGCUCCUGCUGUAGCCGCUGGUCUUCCAGUGUGACAUUAAAGCUGUUUCGGCACUUGC
Varanus komodoensis (Komodo dragon) is the source of this 4242-nucleotide messenger RNA. RefSeq names its product formin homology 2 domain containing 1 (gene FHOD1). NCBI's taxonomy places the organism in Eukaryota, Metazoa, Chordata, Lepidosauria, Squamata, Varanidae. Gene Ontology annotation, molecular function: actin filament binding. Bases 50 to 3751 code for a protein of 1233 amino acids. Gene Ontology annotation, cellular component: cytoplasm; cytoskeleton. The transcript is spliced from 22 exons. Gene Ontology annotation, biological process: actin filament network formation; cortical actin cytoskeleton organization. The record is from RefSeq and is a predicted model, not a curated record.